UUCGUGGGAAUGAGUGUCGGCUCUUUGGUCUCUCUGUUCCAGUCCAGCGCUCAAAACUGUAGCGUUUUUGUUUUCGACCACUUCUUUCGCGUCGGUGUUUUGAAAUAUGCAAUAUAUAAAACCGCUGCCAUGGAGAGCAUUUUCUCCUAGUACAAGCUACAAGCUACCACCCAUUCUUUCCUUUCAUUGUUUUCCCUCUGACUCUCUCUUACAAUCAUUCGACAUUGGUUUUUGCAUUCUUUUCUUUUGGGAGUUCCAGGGAGAGCAGUGUCCUGAACUGGGUUCCAUUCACAUUCUUCCCAAACUAGCUGGUUCAGAAGCCCUUCUAUUUUUUCUAGUUCAGAAUGGCCUUUGCAAGAUUAGUCCAAUGGUUAGAUCUUCUAGCAUGUGCAUUGCUAUUGCUCAAAACAGAAGGCUUUAAUGUAGGAAUUACUUAUGUCCAGACUGCGGUAGCAAAAGGAGCUGUUUGUUUGGAUGGAAGUCCACCAGCUUACCACUGGGAUAAGGGAUUUGGUGCAGGAAUGAACAAUUGGUUAGUUCACAUUGAGGGAGGUGGAUGGUGCAACAAUAUAACCACUUGUCUUUCUCGUAAGAACACUCGUCUAGGUUCAUCUAAGCAAAUGGCCAAGGAAAUUGCUUUCUCUGGCAUUAUGAGUAAAUAUCGAAUGUUUAAUCCUGACUUUUACAAUUGGAACAGAAUCAAGGUUAGGUACUGCGAUGGGGCAUCGUUUACUGGUGAUGUGGAAGCAGUCAAUCCAGCCACUAAUCUGCACUUCAGAGGAGCAAGGGUUUGGCUUGCUGUCAUCGAGGAUCUGUUAUCAAAAGGAAUGAGAAGUGCCAAAAAUGCUAUUCUCUCUGGUUGUUCAGCUGGUGGAUUGACUUCUAUUUUGCAUUGUGAUAGCUUCAGAGCUCUCCUACCUAUAGGUGCGAAAGUUAAAUGCCUGUCGGAUGCUGGUUACUUUAUCAACACGAAGGAUGUUUCUGGAGCACAACACAUUGAAGCAUUCUUUAGUGAAGUUGUUGCAACACAUGGUUCAUCCAAGAAUUUGCCUUCAUCAUGCACUUCAAAACUGAGAGCAGGGUUUUGUUUCUUUCCCCAAUACAUGGCACAGCAAAUCCGGACACCAGUAUUUUUGGUAAAUGCAGCCUACGAUUCAUGGCAGAUAAAAAACAUUUUGGCACCUGGUGUUUCUGAUCCUCACGGCUACUGGCAUAGCUGCAAACUUAAUAUAAAGAACUGCUCGCCUAGCCAGAUCACAACCAUGCAAGAUUUUAGGCUGCAAUUUUUAAGAGCAUUGAAGGCUUUAGGCCCCUCUUCAUCCAGAGGAUUAUUCAUAGAGUCUUGUUAUGCCCACUGCCAAACAGAAACGCAGGAGACAUGGUUAAGCAGCGAUUCUCCAUUGCUGAGUAGAACAACAAUUGCAAGGGCAGUUGGAAACUGGUUUUAUGACCGAAGUCCGUUUCAAAAGAUAGAUUGCCCUUACCCUUGCAACCCCACUUGCCACAACCGUGUUUUCGAUACAAAGGAACACCCAGAUUUAUAGAUGUAUUAUGCCAAGAUAAAUCAUUUUUUAUAAUGAAUUUGAGUUAUCAGCAACAUGAGA
Molecule: messenger RNA, 1604 nt
Organism: Juglans regia (Persian walnut)
Lineage: Eukaryota; Viridiplantae; Streptophyta; Magnoliopsida; Fagales; Juglandaceae
Product: pectin acetylesterase 8-like
Exons: 13
Coding region: 345-1544 (399 amino acids)
Biological process (GO): cell wall organization
Cellular component (GO): plant-type cell wall
Molecular function (GO): pectin acetylesterase activity
Source: RefSeq, a predicted model, not a curated record